CUCGAUCUCUCGACGGAUUGAACGUGGCGAAGGAGAGCAGGAGAGCAGGAGAGCAGAGUGGUCGUCAUCGCUCAUCGCUGCGCCCGCGGAUCAGUCUGCAGUCUGAUCAGAAUGUGCCGCGGAGUAAUCGAGGAGGAACCUUCAGAGAAGGAUCAUUACAUGGAUACGCUUGCUAUGCACGGCAUGGCGAUUGUCGAUGAUGGAUUGCAGGACCACGGUCCCGACUGCAAGAAGCCGCUUGAAGUUCCCUUGCGUGGAAAUAAUAUGCCUGAAGCUCCCGCAUCCUGUCCAUUACAUAACCUACCAGACACCCCCGGGCCGGCUGAUCUCGCCGGAAUCAAGGCCGAAGACAGCGAUCUUGAUUGGUCACAUUACCUACCGACUCCGGCUAAUUGGUCACUGACACAUGGACGGGGCUCGACCACGGGAUCAUCGUCGGAGACCGGUUCGGGAUCGGGAUCCCGAGCGCCACGUCGCUCAGGCUCGGUAAGCGAAGAGAGAGAGAGAGAGGGGGGUAUACAUUUCACAUUGUGGAAUGAUGAAAGGGCGGCACUUGGGAGCUGCGCGCCGGAGCCAGGAUUUGGGAAAUCAACGGAGGAGAUGCCGCCGGGCGUCGAGGUCCGUGAAGGAGACGAUGCGUCACAGGAGAUUGGUUUUCAGAGAGGAGGAGGAGGAGGAGGAGGAGGAGGAGGAGGAGGAGGAGGAAAGGGAGUCCCUCCUCUGGUCCAAGAGGGGAGCGGUGUCGGCGACCUGGCUUCGAAAAUUGCACAGCUGCUCGAUGUGUUGCGGUCGGGAUCGGGAUCGGCGGUGUCUCAUGCCGCGUCCGCCGAUCGCAUCGGGAUUGACGACUGCCAGAAUGGGACGGCGGAGAGAGGCGGCUAUGACGUGAUUUCCGCGACUAGGAUUCUUGCGCGCGCGACUGCAGAGAGGUGAGCCUGUAGCCUUGUGCGCGCACGCAAUCUCUGCGGAACCCCGCUCAUCCCCCCUCUCCUCUGGCGGAAGAUCUUAAUUAAUUAUCGUCUAUUGUGACCAUGA
Chara braunii is the source of this 1035-nucleotide messenger RNA. The record is from the annotation of a GenBank genome assembly. Lineage: Eukaryota; Viridiplantae; Streptophyta; Charophyceae; Charales; Characeae.